Glycine soja is the source of this 642-nucleotide messenger RNA. RefSeq names its product putative pentatricopeptide repeat-containing protein At1g10330. Gene Ontology annotation, biological process: RNA modification. The transcript has a single exon. Gene Ontology annotation, molecular function: RNA binding; protein binding. The record is from RefSeq and is a predicted model, not a curated record. NCBI's taxonomy places the organism in Eukaryota, Viridiplantae, Streptophyta, Magnoliopsida, Fabales, Fabaceae. The coding region runs from base 1 to 642 and encodes 213 amino acids.
AUGAAUGAGGUCAAGUCGGGAGUUUGUGGGAACUUCCUUGAUACAUCUUUAUGGGAAAUGGGGUGCUUGAGUAAUGCUGAAAAUGUUUUCAGAGUAAUGGUUGUCAGAGAGGUGAGUACUUGGAAUGCAAUGGUUUCUUCAUUAGCUUCUCAUGGAAGAGAGAACGAGGCUCUGGACAUGUUUAAAAGGAUGAAGCUUCAUGGGUUGAAACCAAAUAGCAUUACCUUUGUUGUAGUUCUUACAAUAUGUGCUCGUGGAAAUUUACUUAGGGAAGGAUUGGACUUGUUUCAAUCAAUGUGGUAUGACUUUGGAAUAAAGCAAAAUUUGGAGCACUAUGGAUGUGUGAUUGAUCUUUUGGGUAGAGCAGGCCAUAAUGAAGAAGUAGCUGAGAUCAUAAGAAAUAUGUCUUUUCAGCCUUAUGCAUCUAUUUUGGGAGCAUGUAGGAUUCAUGGAGCUAUUGAACUUGGAGAAGGAAUAGGAAAAAAGAUGCUUAGAUUGCAGACACAAUAUUGUGGCCAAUAUGUGUUAUUGUCAAGCAUGAAUGCAAAGGAAAGAUGGGAUCGUGCUGCUGGUUUGAGGAGAGAAAUAAUGGAGGCUGGAAUUCAUAAAUUUCCAGAAUACAGUAUGGUUGACUUGACAUAA